Cavia porcellus (domestic guinea pig) is the source of this 9904-nucleotide messenger RNA. It is a transcript of the gene Rbm41, whose product is annotated as RNA binding motif protein 41. Gene Ontology annotation, biological process: mRNA splicing, via spliceosome. Lineage: Eukaryota; Metazoa; Chordata; Mammalia; Rodentia; Caviidae. Gene Ontology annotation, cellular component: U12-type spliceosomal complex. The record is from RefSeq and is a predicted model, not a curated record. Bases 3313 to 4683 code for a protein of 456 amino acids. Gene Ontology annotation, molecular function: U12 snRNA binding; pre-mRNA intronic binding. The transcript is spliced from 8 exons.
AUUGCAGGCGGAAAGAGGAGUUCUACCUUUUGUUUUGAAAAUGGCUUUUCUGAUUUUCUGUUAAGAGUGUGUCACAUUCUUGGGAGUUGGUUUCUUUUGAGCCGUAAGACAAAGGAGAAGGGAGGAGGGAAUGCGGGCCCCGCUGGCCUGAAGGGUGAAGUUCAAGUAAGGCCGCGCGAUGGUUUCGAUAAGAAUGGCCUCCAGGCACAGCCCUCAGGAGCUUGCCGGUUGCCGCGGCUUCUUCCUGUGUGAAGUAGCCCAAAAAGGUCAUGGCUAACACAUUCCUGGAGUGGGAAUACCCAGGCCAGCUCCUCCCCGACCCGCCCUACCUCCUCCUCGUACUCAGAGAUGGGCUCAGGAUUGGGUGCAUUGAUUUGCUUUGUGUGUGUACUAAAGGUUGGCAGGGUAACGAAACCAGGUAGCGCUUUCAAAUCUUAGAGUAAGAAAGUGAUAUUUUGCUUUUACAGGUUUAUGAGGAAAACACAAAACCGACUCGUUGUGUUAGGGUAAAAGUGUUUCUUCCAAUAGUUCCCUCUACUGGUUCUGCAGUAAAUAGCCGCUUGAACCAAAUGGUCCUUGUUGAGAGCCAGAGCCUAAAAACUAUGGGUGGAACGGAAAGCCAUUUAAGGAUCCUCAUUAAAUUAGUUUUGUAUUUACGAGAGAAUCACCAUUCUGGAAUAGUCGAAUGAAUUUAAAAUAUUGAAAUUUUCUUUUGUGCUUUCAGUUCCUUAUAUCUUCAAAAAAAUGUUUCUGAUUUUCAUGCCUAAAGAGAAGCUUAAAAUUUUUAAUGAUGCAUUUCAUAUAUACAAAAUAAUGUAUAUAAUGUAUGUGUAGUUCAAAACUACUCAUAAAGGCUUAUAUCCACUACAGUCUUAAGAAAUGGGACAGAGUAGUACCGUGGAAGUUCUUUGUGUCUCUUCACUGAUGGCUUCUUCCCCUCCCUGUUCUCCCAUGAAAUGACCUUUCCAGAAUUUUCCAUUAUUUUGUUUUAAAAAUAUUUUCCAUAUACCAAUUUAUUCCUGAACAAAAUGCUUCUACUUUUACCCAGUUUCAACUUUGUACAAGUGGACACAUAAUUAUAUAAAUUGUUCUGAUUUAAUUUUAUAAAACUCAACAUUUCUUUUUGAGAUUCACUUGUGUUGCUGUAUUUGGCAAUGGGGUAGUCACUAUAAAAAUAACCCUUAAACUUAGCAAGAAGUUCUGAAAUUCUAAAUAAUAAAAACUGAGAUACUUAAAUAGUUGUAAAGAUACUUUAGUAUUUCCCCCAACAAGACCAACUCUUUAUAGAGCGUAUGAAUUUUGCUUAGAUUUGUAAAGGUUUUUUUUUGUGGUGGUUGGUAACUGGCACAUGCCUAUAAUCCCAGCACUCAGGAGGAGUGUGAGACAGGAGGAUCACUGGAGUUUGAGGCCAGGCUGGGCUACAAAGUAAAUUAAAGGCCAGUCUGAACAGCAUAAUGAAAUGCUAUCUCAAAAAGACAAAAUAAGUAAAAUAAUUUAAAGGGUUUUUAUUUAGAUCUUAUUACAAUCCUACACGUUAAGGGCUAUUUUAUAAGGAAGGUACUAGAUAGUUAAUAUUUCCUCAUGGAGUUAACUGGUUUAUUCUGUUUGUUUUGUGUAAUCUAUCAUUGCAUGUAUGAAUGGUCCUGGUAUUUUCUCAUACUCUAAUAAGGAUUUUCCAUUAUUUUAGUUGGUUCAUGCUCACCAUUACUUAGAUUUCUACACAGUGGUGGCUAGGCUAUAAAAUGUAUGACUUCAUAUUUCUUUCUUUGCCUCCCUUUUAGAUACUUCCUCCUCUCUUAUAGCUUUAGAUGUUGACCCUAUAAUGCCUUGAGAUUUCCAUGUUUCAGUCUCAGAGUAUUCUUAUUGUAACAAUUCUCUCAUCUGUCAUUUUCAUUUUAGCAAUCACUUCUUGUCGCCUCAGACUUAGUGUCUUUGAAGUAUCAAAGAUACUUCAUUCUGUUGUUUCUAUCUAUUAUCAUAUGUAGUUGAUUUAAUGUGGCUGUAACAAUACUGAUUUUUCCUUUCCUAAACAAUUUGUGCCGUCUGGAGUUUUCCUUUCUUUCACUGGUAUAUCAUCCUUUUGUUACAAUUUGAAAUUAAAUGUUAUUACUUCCUUACUUCCUCUCUCCCUUCAAAAACUUUCGGUUUUCUAACCCUUUUGAUUUCCACUAUUGUCACUUCAGUCGUGACUGUUAUCAUGUUAAACUUCAAUUGUUUUAUAACUAUUCUAUUUUCAUUUCUAAUCCAUGUGGCACAUUAUAAACGUAUUCAUGUUCUUAAACCCUCACCUAGUACUGUGUCACCAAAUGCCUAAUAAGCUACUUUUUGGGGGGGUUUUGUUCUUUCUGCCACAGGAUCUCACUGUGCUGUUCAGAGUGGCCUCGGGCUCAUUUUGUAUCCCCAGUCUGAUCUCGAAUUUGUAGUGAUCCUCCUGCCUCAGCCUCCCGAGUACUGGGAUUACAGGAGUGCACUACCACACCCAGCAAGCUACUUUCUAAUACCUAUGUUUAAGUCUAGUCCCUUUAGUGUAUUUAAAGCUAUUCACAGUCAACAUAAAAAGAAGUUCCCAUUCUCUCCCAGUAUGUAUUGUCUCUUCAUACCUGCUUUCCCAGUUUUCCUUUUGUUUUUUACACCCAAUCCUUUGCCUCCAGUUUAAGAAUACCUUCCUGAUAAGUGAAAAAUGGCUGAGGAUGUAGCUCAGUGCAAAGGUCAUAGUAGAUUCAAUUCCUAGUACCACCAAAAAAAAUUCCUUCAGUGAGUUCUUACUAAUUUGGCAUAAACUUAUCUGUAUCAUUAGGUUUUAUAUUCUCUCUCUCAGGAGCAUCCACCCAACACAAACACAUUUCUCCAUACAUAGCUUACAAGUUUCUUAAGUGUCUUCGGUGUCUUUGACUUCCAUCAUUGCCUAACGUAAUGCCUUCUGUGUAAGUAGGUACUGAGUAACUGUUGGUGAAAUGAAUAAUAAAGGGCAGUGGAUCAUUAAAGAAGUGGCUAUGGAUAAACAUUAUUGACAGGUAAUAUAGAUAAGGAAUGUUUUUUCAGACUCUAUUAUGGCCUGUGUUUUAAUGUCCCCUCCCAAAUCCUCACAUGGUCAUAGGUGGGCUUUUUCAGAGGUCUGGACUUCGAGUAUGUGAUUGAUUCAUGGCACAAUGGGGAGAUUAAGGAUGUGUGAUUAUCAAAUUGGUCCAUUGAGUGGUUUAGCACGGCCCUAAUCUCAGCAGUCUGGAUAACAUAAAAUGGGCAGAAAGAUGGUGUUAAGGCCUCUUGUUGUUUUUGGUUCCUUGGGGGCACCAUGAACUGUUAUCCUCUGUGAUGGCCGUCUGCCAAGCCACCCUGCCUUGGAGCUGGCCAAUUGUGGACUGCAGCCUCUACAAACUGGUUAAUAGCUGUGUGAAGAGUGAUGAACAUGUCCUGGAGGAGCUAGAAACAGAAGGGGAGAGGCAGCUAAAAAGCCUCCUUCAGCAUCAACUGGAUACUUCUGUCUCCAUUGAGGAAUGUGUCUCUAAGAAAGAAAGUUUUGCCCCUGGUACUAUGUAUAAGCCCUUUGGGAAAGAAGCAGCAGGGACUAUGACUUUGUCCCAGUUCCAAACAUUGCAUGAGAAGGACCAGGAGACUGCUUCUCUCAGGGAAUUAGGACUCAAUGAAACAGAAAUCAUGAUCUGGAAGAGCCAUAUUUCAGGUGAAAAGAGGACAAAGCUGAAGGCAACUCCUGAAGCAAUACAGAAUCGUCUUCAAGAUAUUGAAGAAAGAAUAUCAGAGCGUCAGCGCAUCCUUUCCUUGCCACAGAGAUUUUCAAAGAGCAAACAGCUGACCCGGCGCGAAAUGGAAAUAGAAAAGUCUUUAUUUCAGGGAGCUGAUCGUCACUCUUUCCUUAAGGCUCUUUAUUACCAAGCAUACCACAAAAAGACAAGUGCAGACAAGUACAUGACCUCAAUGAAGAGGAAGAUAAAAUUAGGCACAAAAGAUGAAUCCCAAAAGAAGAACAAAGGUGAUCCCAUGAACAACCUGGAAAGUUUUUACCAAGAGAUGAUAACAAAAAAACGUCUUGAAGAGUUCCAAGUUAUGAGAGGUGAACCCUUUGCCUCCUGCUCACUGGUCUCAGCUACAUCAGUGAGUGAUAGUGACACAGCUGAGAAGCCAUCAUUACUCCAGCACGAGGGAGAACAGGCAGCACAGGGUAAAGGUCCCAGUCUCCAUGUGGCAAAAGUUACCGAUUUUUCACCUGAGCAGUGUUGGACUGAGCCUAAGAAGCUGACGCAACCAAUAGAAUUUAUUCCAGAAGAUGAGAUCCAAAGAAAUCGUUUGUCAGUGGAAGAGAUUCGAAAAAUUCCUAUGUUUUCUUCAUAUAAUCCAGGGGAACCAAACAAGGUGUUAUACCUGAAGAACCUUAGUCCUCGGGUGACUGAAAGAGACCUUGUGUCAUUGUUUGCUCGGUUCCAGGAGAAAACAGGACCUCCAAUUCAGUUUCAGAUGAUGACUGGACGAAUGAGAGGACAGGCUUUUAUCACCUUUCCUGAUAAGAAGAAAGCAUGGGAAGCCUUGCAUCUAGUAAAUGGAUAUAAACUGCAUGGGAAAAUAUUGGUGAUAGAGUUUGGAAAAAAGAAAAAUCAACAGUCAGAUCUCCAAGCUACUUCUCCCAAAUCAUCUAUUACAGAUAGUAGUAUUGAGAUCAAUGAUAGCUAGAAUGAAUAUACAUAGCUCUGGAUGAUCAGUCUUGCAUUAGAAAUUGCAGAGUAAGGAUUUGUAUAUAAAUUUGUUUACAGAGCAGAAACUAACUGAGAGAAAAGUAAUAAUGACAACACCUUUCAGCUAUUGGCAAUAAAUAGAACAUAUUUUCUACAACCAAAAACUAUAUAGGUCAAAAAUCUCAUGAGUAUUAAGGGUAAUAUACAGAGAGUAUUAUUUUCUCAAGGUAAAUUGCAUAGAACUAUUCCCGAGAAUUUUGUAAAAUUUUUAUUAUUUCUGUUGUCUUCAAUAUUUACUCCUAGAAAUUGCAUUCUUUGCAAGCCUGUUUCCUGUAUAUAAAACUUUAAAACUAAUUAAAUGUUUAAGUAUUUGUUUACUGGAUCUUACCUGUCCUUAAUUGUGUACACCCAGUAAGUAAAGAGUGAGCCCCUAGGGCCUAAUUCUUGACAAAUGCUUUUAUGUCAAAACUAGUAACAAGAACUUGUUUCAUAAGUCAGCCAACAUAUUUGAUGAAUGCUUCUACACUAACAUAUCAGUCUUCAAAAAUCUAUGUAUUUUUAUAAUGAAAUCUUUUAGAUCAAAAUAUUGGUGUUUGCAUGGCCACUUAACUAGCGAGAUGCCAGUGACUAAUCAUUGAAUUCAAAGCAAUAAACACUGGCUACAUAAUAUGUUAAAUAUUAAAUAGAUGAAUUUUAGAAAAAGAACAUACUUGCAAGAAUACCAAUGUGACAUGGAAAAAAGAGUUCUCUAGAAGAGAGAUAGCCUGUUUCAUUCCCUAGUUAUUUGUUUAAGGUUGCUGAAAAAAGUAGAACAAUAUUGUAUACAAGAAGUGCUACAAACUUUGGAAUCAAACUGAACCUUAAUCCAUUUGUACCACUUUGAACUUGACAAGUCAUUUAAUCUGGUCCUCAGUUUUCUCAUUUAUAAAAUGAGAAUAAUAAUGCUUCUCACCUUAGUAGGCAGUGAAGAUUGAGAUAUUACUCAGAUUGGGAAACAAAAGAGAUUGAAUAAAUUUAGAGAUUAACAGUUGGUAGUAAGAUACCGUUAAGCACUUCUGUGUGCAUGUAAUGAGAGUGCCAGAAAAAGAGAAGAGAAAGAAGCAGGAAAACAUUCCAGGAAAUAAUGUCUGAAUCAAGUGUGGUAGCACACACCUUUAAUCCCAGCACGUGAGAGCCUGAUGCAGAAGGAUCACCACAAAUUGGAAGCCAGCAUGGGCUAUAUCGUGAGUUCAAGGCCAAUCUGCACUACAUAGCAAAACCUUGUCUCAACUCAAGAAGGAAGGGAGGGAGCGGAAAAGGAAAGGCAAACUGAAUGUUUAAAAUUUUAUGAAAAGCAAUAGUCUACACAUUGAAGAAGCUCAGCAAAUCCCAAGUAGGGAAAGGAAAAAAAAAACCUACAUACAGACCUAUCGUAAUAAAAAUAGUGGAGCCCAAAGAUGGUAAAUCUUUACAGCAACAUAAGAAAAAUUAACUGUCACUUACUAGUGAACUCCAAUGAGAUUAACAACUUACUUCUAAUCAGAAACUGUAGUGGUAUCUGUGAGAUAACAUUUAAAAUGCUCAAAUAAAAUGAUUCUCAAACAAGAGCCCUAUAUACAAUAAAACUAUUUUUGAAAAGUGAAGGUGAAAUAAAACAGUCCCACAUAAGAAAAUGAAAGAACUUGUUGCCAGCAGACCUCACGGGAAAUACAAAAGGAAAUUCUUAAGUGGAAAACAAGUGCCCUUAGACAAUAAUUUGUACCUACACACAAAAAAGGAACAGACAGAAAUAAUCAUCUAAAUUCAUUUUUCCUUUAAACUAAUUUAAAAAACAAUUACAUGAAAUUAUAUGUAUAUAGUUGCAUUGUUUUACCUUAUAAUAGUGUAAUAUGUUUGCCAAUAAUAGAAGAAAAAAGCAAGAUGGUAAGACUACUGUGUUUUACUAAAGCAGUGACUAUAGAUGUUAUCUCAAAUCCAUUGGAACAGAGAUGAUAAGACAGGACAAAUACAAAGAUUAAUAUUUUUUAAAAAGCUAUAAGUAUACAAUUGUUCUUUUUCUUCUAAGCUUCUUUGACAGGCAUAGAAUUAAGUAAUAAUUAUAAUGAAAUACUGUAGGGUUUAUAAUGUAGAAAUAAUACAUAUUACUGUCAUACCACAAAAUGCAGAGAAAGGAAUGUGUUUGCAUAGGAGUAUGAUUUCUCCUUUUCACUAGCAUUUAGCGUAUACCUUUAGCCAGUGUGGUUGAGAUAAGAUGUAUAUGGUAAGCCUUAAAGCAAAUACAAAGGAAAUAACUUUUUAAAAAUGAAGAUACUAUUAAAGAAAUUUAAAUGUCACAUUAGAAAAUACUUAAUGCAAAAAAAAAACAACCCUUCAGAUAGAAGGCAAGUAAAAUGGCAGUUAAAUCCACCUGUGUCAAUAAUAAAAAUAAAUAUGAAUGGGUCAAACUAAUCAAGAGACAAAGAUUGUUAGACUGAACAAAGAAAAUACUCAUCACUAUUCUGUUGUCAGUAACAUACUUCAGAAAAUACAAAGAAAUUGAAAGUAAAACAAUGGAGAACAAUGUAUCAUGCAAAAUAUAAUAAGAAAAUGGAGUGACUACACUAGUAUCAACAAAAUAGACUUUAAAGCAAAAAAUGUUACCAGAGAUAAAGAAUCACUCUUGCAGGGAAAUGUAACAUUUAUAAUGAGCACAGACCCAGAAUACAUGAAUCAAAAUAAAUGAAUGUAGAAAUAAAUAAGUCUACGAAAACAGUUGAAAUAUUCAGUAUUGCAUUUUAAAUAAUAGAAGAACUGGAAGAUUAUAAACAAGGAAAUAGACUUGAGCAACAGUCUAAGCCAAAUAGUUGCCAAAGACAUCUGUUGAACAUUCACCCAACAUUAGAAUGCAUGUUCUCAAGUGCACAUGAAACAUCUCCAGAAUAGAUCAUAAGCUAAGCUAUCAAACCUUUAUAUGUGAAUGGAAGUCAUGUAAGGUAUAUUCUCAGUGAAACCAAGCCAAAGUUGGAGCUAUAAAAAAAAGCUACAAACUGACAGUCCUUGAACUAGAAUUACCAGAAAAAGAGACAAAUUAUUAGAAUCAGGAAUGAAGGAGCAACUCUCACUACUGACCUUGUAGAAAUGAAAAGGAUUAGGAAGAAAUAAUAUGAACAACUGUAUGUCAAUGAAUUAACCUAGAUGAAAUGCACAGAUUUCUAGAAAGACAGACUACCAUACCUAACUUAAAACAGAAAACCUGAAUUGACCUAUUAACAAGUAUGAUAAGUGAACACUACCCACAAUGAAAAGCCCAGGCUUAAGUGGCUUCAUAAAUGAAUGAAACAUUUGAAGAAAAAUUAAUACAUUUUCUUCAAAUAUUUGAAGAGUAGGGAUCACUUAUGACACUUACUAUUACAUGGGAAAGCCCUACGAGUGUGCUCAGUGAAAGAAGCCAGUCAUGUGUGACUACAUAAAAUAUGAUCCCAUUUACAGGAAAUGUCCAGAAUUGGCAAAUAUGUAGGGACAGACGGUUAGUGGUUGCUUUAGGUUGGAGUGGAAAGCAAAGUAAUGCAAAGGACUGAGGGUAAGGGCUGAAGUAUAUGGGGUUUCUUAGAAGUUAGUGAACAUGUUCUAAAAGUUACUGUGUUGACUAUGAACGUUAUGAAUAUACUAAAAAUCCAUAAAUAUAAUUUGAGCGAAUUGUAUGGUAUGUGAAUUAUAUCAGUAUUACUAUCACAAAAAUAGAAAGUUGGGUAUUAUCCAAAUUCCCAGUCAUAAAUAACUUCUGGCACAUCUACUAGUUAAAAUACGACUAUAUUUAUGAAUAUAUUCUGACCUGUACUCAUAUCCAAAGUUUUAUGUCAAAUUAAAAAUUAGGAUUAUAUGCUAUUGUGUAUAUAUAUGAGCAUGUAGAAUAUUUAUAUAUAGAUAUUUCAAAAUAAACUUGGAAAAAGAUGAGAAUAUAUAUACCAAAUUUUAAACUUUGAUGGUAGGAUUGAAUAAGCUGAAGUGAACUUUCACUUUGUAAAAGUAAGAUGGUGUGAUUCAGUGAUUUUUACUUUUUUUCAGUAUCUUUUAAAUUUUAAAACAAUGUAAAUAUUUCUGCAGUGACUUGGCUUUCAGAAUAUUUUUCGGGGCUAGGGGUUUAGCUCAGCGGCAUAAGCACCUGUCUUGCAAGCAGGCAGUCGUGAGUUCGAUCCCUAGUACUGAUAAAAACGAAAAAGACAAAAAAAAAAAAAAAGAAUAUUUUUCAUAGGCACUUUCAAAUAUCUUCUAACUAUACUCAGGACAAACUCCUGUUUCUUUGAUAUACUGCUCAGUUGGUAUUAACUACCCAAUUUUAAUAUAGUUUAAGGAAUAAGAAGUAAAUUAGUCUGGUAUAGAUUUUGCAUUUGUUACUCAAGAACGUAGAUCUCAGCUGGACUUUCCAGAAAAAAACUGUUUCCUGUUAGGUGGGAAAACUCACCUCUGCCUUUUACUAGACCUACAGGCCACUAAAAAUAGAGGGAAAUAUUAGAGAAUACCUUUCCAACUGGUGCAUAGAUACAGAAACUGUGGUAUAUCGAGAAAUACAAUUCUAUUUGGCAAUAAAAAUGAUUGAACCAUACAUGUAUCAACUUCUAUGGAAGCUGGCGUACUCAAGUAUGAAGUGUUAGCACAUGGGGUUCAUGUUAGUAAUGCAAAUUUUCUAUAUGUCGGUUAUAAUUACUUACAUGUAUACAUUUGUUAAAACUCAUCAUUGUACACCAAAUGGGUGAAUGUCACUGUGUAUGAUUUUUUAAAUACAUUUUUAGUGAAGGAAAGAAAAAUUUGGAUAGUCAUUUACAUUAACUAGUACAUGUAUUCUGUGGCCUUUGAUUACUAUGGAAAAGCUAAAGCCAUUUUGCUGCUAUUCCUUAUUUGCUGCCAAAAGGUGAUCAGAAAUUAUUAAUUUAAAAAUUAUGCAAUAUACACACAAACCCUCCAUAAAAAAUAAAAGCUGAAAAUACAUUUGUUAUCACAAGGAGCUAAUUUCCUUAAUAUAAAAUACGUAUAAGAUUUUUAGUGCAAUUGUUGCCCUUUAUCUAUGGGAGUAUAUUACAAGAUCCAUAAUGGGUGCUCAAAACUGAAUAGUACCCAAAUUUAUAUAUACUGCAUUUUUUCCUUUUAUGCCCAAUACAAUUGCCACAAAUACUAGAGUUAAUCUGUCUUGUGUUUAAUGAUCUUGUACUUCCUUUUGCAUUUGGGGGCUAUAAUGAAGUAAAAUAAAGGUUACUUGCAUAGAA